Closterium sp. NIES-67 is the source of this 705-nucleotide messenger RNA. The record is from the annotation of a GenBank genome assembly. Lineage: Eukaryota; Viridiplantae; Streptophyta; Zygnematophyceae; Desmidiales; Closteriaceae.
AUGCACUCGAUCAUGCGACACCCUCUUCAACCCUCUGUGCCACCCGUUUCAAGCCAAUCUGACAUUGGACUGAAUCCGCGUAGUGCUCAUGGCUCCCCGCAGCGUCGCCAGCUUAUCUGCUUCGCUCGCCACCUCGCUGUCUCCGCAUACGCGCUUCUCGUUCCCCUCAUAUCAUCCCAUUUCCUCUUUUCUCCUCCCCUCUCGUCUCGCGUCUCUACUCCUUCUCCCCCUCCUUUUCCUGCUCGUCCUUUCCGCAAUCCCUUCCCCCAGCGACUCCGUCCCCCUCUCUCGCGCCAAUCCAUCCGCGCGCCGUCCGCAACCACACUCUCCUCCGCCCCCCUCCUCUUUCCCGCUCCCCGCCUCCCGCCUUUUGUCCCGCGUAGGCUCACAGGCACAGGAAUCAAGAGGCGAAAAAUCUUCGCAAGAGCAAUCGGUUGAGAAACCGCAACGAGCGGGAUCGGUAGAUGCGCCGUCAUGGGACGCCCUGUCGUCGCUGCGCACCGCGAGCGACGCCGACUACCGCGCGCUGGUCGCGCCGCUGGCGGAGAUGGCGGCGAACGCGUACCGGUGGUCGUUCGCACCGAUUAAGGAAGUGGCGGGGUGGCGGCUGUCGGACAGAGUGCCGCCCGUUGCUCCCAUCGACGGCGGCAUGCACGCGCUCGUGUUCCAGGAGGGCGUGCCGUCCAACGAGCCAGACUGUGAGUC